This is a messenger RNA of Medicago truncatula (barrel medic), 777 nucleotides long. RefSeq lists its product as uncharacterized. The record is from RefSeq and is a predicted model, not a curated record. The transcript has a single exon. Lineage: Eukaryota; Viridiplantae; Streptophyta; Magnoliopsida; Fabales; Fabaceae. The coding region runs from base 1 to 777 and encodes 258 amino acids.
AUGAAUGAUCUGGGCAUACUACAUCAUUUUCUUGGAAUUGAAAUUUACCAAGAGGAUGAUGGAGUCUUCAUUUGUCAAAAGAAAUAUGCUGAGAAAAUAUUGAAGAAGUUUGGAAUGUUUGGCUGCAAUCCAACUGAUACACCUUUAGUUGUGAAUGAAAAAUUGAAGAAAGAAGAUGGAGGAAAGAAGGUCGAUGCUAGUAACUAUAGAAGUUUGGUUGGUAAUCUAUUUUAUCUCACUAAUACAAGACCUGAUAUCAUGUUUGCUGCAAGUUUACUUUCUCGGUUCAUGAAUGAUCCAAGCCAUAUCCAUCUAGGAGCCGCAAAAAGGGUGUUGAGAUAUAUUCAAGGCACUUUGGACUAUGGAAUCAAAUAUGACAGCAAGGUUGAAAGUAAGUUAAUUGGCUUUUGCGAUAAUGACUGGGCAGGUUGUAUGGAUGACAUGAAAAGCACCUCUGGAUAUGUUUUCUCAUUAGGUUCAGGAGCAGUUUCGUGGUGCUCAAAGAAACAACAAACUGUUGCUCAAUCUUCUGCAGAAGCUGAAUAUAUUUCAGCUGGCUUAGCUACUCAACAAACAAUAUGGUUGAAGAGAAUACUUGAAGACUUUGGUGAGAAACAAGAAGCUGUGACUAUCCAUUGUGAUAAUAAAUCAGCCAUUGCUAUGGCUGAGAAUCCCAUCUUUGAUGGAAGAACAAAGCAUAUAGCCAUCAAACAUCAUUUCAUUCGAGAAGCAAUUGAAGAUGAUGUGCCAUCAAACAUCAUUUUGCAAGACAAAUGA